This is a messenger RNA of Jatropha curcas, 4394 nucleotides long. It is a transcript of the gene EMS1, whose product is annotated as Leucine-rich repeat transmembrane protein kinase. The record is from RefSeq and is a predicted model, not a curated record. Gene Ontology annotation, molecular function: ATP binding; protein binding; protein kinase activity. Gene Ontology annotation, biological process: protein phosphorylation. Lineage: Eukaryota; Viridiplantae; Streptophyta; Magnoliopsida; Malpighiales; Euphorbiaceae.
UUAAAAAAUAUUGGAAAGAAGAGAAUAUUAGCGGAAGAGACAAAGGCCGGAUUCUCAGAGGUAGAGUAGAGGUUUCUUUUGCACUUUUCUUUUUGGGCCCUGAGAUGAUUCUAAAGUUGUUGAGGGGUUUUAUUGAAAGCAAAACAAAUUCCCCUUCCUGAAAAAGCUUCAAUCACGUGAUGACUCCUCAGACUUGAAAUAUGACUAUGGCGUUUUAGCUUCUUCUUCUCCUCCUCCUCCAUUUUAUGCUUCAAUACUUUCUUUUCUCAUUGUGUCUCAAAAUCUCAAAUGGGAUUUGCUUUUCAGACUCUCAAUCCCUUUUUUCCUUGUAAAAAGUAAAAAGACUCUUCUUCUUCUCCUUCCUUCUCAAAUACCGGGUUCUUAUAUCUGUUUUGGUAACCUGGUUAUGGCGUUUAAGCAUAGGCUCCUCUUCCUCCUUGUGGUUGCCCUAUCUUUCUUGUCGCUGUCCAGCGCCAUUGCAGAGCAAGAAGGUGAAAAGGAAAGCCUCCUUUCGUUCAAAGCAGCUCUUAAAAAUCCUUACUUUCUUUCUUCAUGGAACCGGUCAGCUUCCCAUUGCAACUGGGUUGGUGUUGGUUGCCAACAAGGUAGAGUUACCUCAAUCUCACUCACGGCUAUGUUGCUUGAAGGUCCUCUUCCUCCCUCCCUUUUCUCUCUCUCCAGCCUUACCAUUCUCGACUUAUCGUCAAAUCAGUUAUCAGGAGAGAUCCCGAGUCAAAUCAGUCAGUUGACUCAUCUCCGAAUCCUUAAACUCGGUCCCAACUCGUUCACCGGAAAAAUCCCACCACAGAUUGGGAGAUUAACCCAACUCGAUACUCUCGUUCUUUCUGGGAAUUCACUAGUUGGAACAGUGCCCAGUGAACUCGGGGAGCUGACUCGAUUGCAAUUCCUGGACCUGGGGAACAAUCUUUUGUCGGGUACUCUCCCAGUAACUCUCUUCAAUAACCUUCAAUCUCUUGCUUCUCUUGACAUUUCAAAUAACUCGUUCUCCGGCGCAGUCCCACCGGAAAUUGGUAACCUCAGAAACCUCACUGAUCUUUACAUUGGAGUUAACUCAUUUUCGGGUCAUUUACCACCAGAAAUCGGUUCCCUUUCACGGCUUGAAAUCUUCUUUUCACCUUCCUGUUCGAUCACUGGCCCAUUACCUGAAGAAAUAUCUAACUUAAAAUCCCUGAGUAAACUUGACCUUUCCUAUAAUCCAUUGAGGUGUUCAAUUCCGAAAUCCUUAGGGAAAUUGCAGAACUUGAGUAUACUGAAUAUUGUGUACGCCGAGGUUAAUGGUUCUAUACCUGCUGAGCUUGGAAACUGCAAGAAUUUGAAGACUUUGAUGCUGUCUUUCAAUUCCCUUUCUGGGUCUUUACCAGAAGAGCUUUCUCAGUUACCCUUGUUGACGUUUUCUGCUGAGAAGAAUCAGCUUUCCGGGCCAUUGCCUUCCUGGCUAGGGAAGUGGAAUCAAAUGGAGUCGCUUUUGCUUUCUAGCAAUAGAUUUGAAGGGAACAUACCGCCUGAUAUUGGGAAUUGUUCGGCAUUGAAGCAUAUCAGUUUAAGCAACAACCUGUUGACUGGGAAGAUACCCAAGGAACUCUGUAAUGCGGUGUCGCUUGUGGAAAUUGAUCUUGAUGGGAACGUUUUCUCGGGUUCUAUAGAGGAUGUGUUCUUCAAGUGUAGGAACUUGACCCAGUUGGUUUUGGUUGAUAAUCAACUUACUGGCUCUAUACCAGAGUACUUGGCAGAGCUUCCUUUGAUGGUUCUUGAUCUUGAUUCCAACAAUUUCAGUGGGGCAAUACCUGUUAGUCUAUGGAGCUCCACCACUCUGAUGGAAUUCUCUGCAGCAAAUAAUCUGUUGGAGGGCUCUUUGCCUAUGGAGAUUGGCAAUGCAGUUGAAUUAGAGAGGUUAGUGCUCAGCAGCAAUCAAUUAAAGGGAAGUAUUCCUAAGGAGAUAGGUCAUCUCACUGCCCUUUCGGUUCUCAACUUGAACUCUAAUCUGCUGGAAGGGGAUAUUCCAACUGAGCUUGGAGAUUGCAUUGCACUAACCACUUUGGACCUGGGAUAUAACAGGCUUACUGGAUCAAUUCCAGAAAGAGUUGCAGAUUUGGUUCAAUUACAAUGUUUGGUUCUUUCUCAUAAUAAUUUAACUGGGUCUAUUCCUCCAAGGCCCUCAUUAUAUUUUCGUGAGGUUAAUAUACCUGACUUGAGCUUUAUUCAACAUCAUGGAGUGUUUGAUUUGUCACAUAAUAUGCUGUCUGGUUCAAUACCUGAGGAACUGGGGAAUCUUAUAGUUGUGGUUGAUCUUCUAAUUAACAAUAACAUGCUUUCUGGUGAAGUUCCAGGAUCACUAGCAAAGUUAACCAAUCUUACGACCUUGGAUUUAUCUGGAAAUUUGUUGAGUGGUCCCAUUCCUUCAGAAUUCGGUCACUCUUCUAAGCUCCAGGGUUUAUAUUUGGGGAAUAAUCAGCUCUCAGGUACCAUUCCUGGAAGCUUAGGUCGUUUGGGUGGUUUAGUGAAGCUGAAUUUGACGGGUAAUAAGUUAUUUGGAUCGAUUCCUCUUAGUUUUGGCAACUUGAAGGAGCUUACCCACUUGGAUUUAAGCAAUAAUGAACUUAGUGGCCAGCUUCCUUCGUCUCUGUCGCGAAUAAUGAACCUUGUUGGACUUUAUGUUCAGCAGAACAGGCUUUCUGGUGCUAUAAAUGAGCUCUUUUCCAAUUCCAUGGCAUGGAGGAUAGAAACUAUGAAUUUCAGUAAUAAUUUCUUCAAUGGAGACUUACCGCAGUCAUUGGGCAAUCUUUCAUACUUGACAUACUUGGAUCUUCAUGAAAAUAAGUUUACAGGAGAGAUUCCAUCAGAGCUCGGUAACCUAAUGCAACUUGAAUACUUUGAUGUUUCAAGGAAUCGGUUAUCUGGGCAGAUUCCUGAGAAAGUGUGUACCUUGGCUAAUGUGUUCUAUCUGAAUUUGGCAGAAAACAGUUUAGAAGGACCUGUGCCCAGAAUUGGUAUUUGCCUAAGCCUGUCAAAAAUUUCACUUUAUGGCAACAAAAAUUUGUGUGGGAAAAUUAUAGGUUCAGGUUGCAGGAUCAGAAGCUUUGACAGAUCAUCUUUGCUAAAUGCCUGGGGACUUGCAGGGGUUGCUGUUGGAUGCAUGAUCAUCAUUCUCACUAUAGCUUUUGCACUACGAAGAUGGAUUAGUAAAGCCAGUAGACAGGGUGAUCCUGAGGAAAUUGAAGAAAGGAAAUUAAACAGUUUCAUUGAUCAAAACCUUUAUUUCUUGAGUAGCAGCAGGUCCAAGGAACCUUUGAGCAUCAAUAUAGCUAUGUUUGAGCGGCCACUUCUGAGAAUAACCUUAGUCGAUAUUCUUGAAGCCACCAAUAACUUUUGCAAGACAAACAUAAUUGGAGAUGGAGGUUUUGGUACAGUAUACAGAGCCACAUUGCCUGAUGGAAAAACAGUUGCAGUUAAGAAGUUAAGCGAAGCCAAAACUCAGGGUAACAGAGAAUUCAUUGCUGAAAUGGAAACACUGGGCAAAGUGAAGCACCAGAAUCUAGUCCCAUUGCUUGGAUACUGCUCAUUCAACGAGGAAAAGCUUCUUGUUUAUGAAUAUAUGGUAAAUGGAAGUUUAGAUCUUUGGUUAAGAAAUAGAACUGGAGCUCUUGAAAUUCUUGAUUGGGCCAAACGGUUCAAAAUUGCUAUUGGCGCUGCUCGCGGGCUAGCUUUUCUUCACCAUGGAUUCAUUCCUCACAUAAUCCAUAGGGAUAUCAAGGCUAGCAAUAUCUUACUCAAUGAAGAUUUUGAGCCAAAAGUUGCUGACUUUGGGCUGGCUCGUUUGAUUAGUGCUUGCGAGACUCAUGUUAGCACUGAUAUUGCAGGAACAUUUGGCUACAUUCCACCUGAAUAUGGACAGAGUGGAAGGUCAACCACAAGAGGAGAUGUUUACAGUUUUGGUGUAAUUCUGCUUGAAUUAGUGACAGGGAAAGAACCAACAGGGCCAGAUUUCAAAGAGGUUGAAGGUGGGAAUUUGGUUGGUUGGGUGUUUCAAAAGAUGAAAAAGGGCCAGGCUGCUGAUGUUCUUGAUCCAACUGUUCUCAGCGCAGAUUCAAAGAAGAUGAUGCUUAGGGUCCUUAAGAUUGCUUCUAAUUGUCUUUGUGAUAAUCCUGCUGAUAGGCCUACUAUGCUUCAAGUGCUCAAGUUAUUAAAAGGGAUUAAAGACGAGUAAAUGUAGAGUUCAUGUUAGUGAGCAUAAAGUCUCAAGUUGAUGAGUAAUUGUUGUUGUAAUAACCUAGUAAAUGAUUUAGGAAGCGUUGCUGAAACCUUAAGUUGUAAGACGUUCUGUUUGCUAAUCUAAUCUGAUGACAGUUUAGAACUACACACCUUUAGUUUUUCAA